Messenger RNA from Chara braunii, 4360 nucleotides. NCBI's taxonomy places the organism in Eukaryota, Viridiplantae, Streptophyta, Charophyceae, Charales, Characeae. The record is from the annotation of a GenBank genome assembly.
CGAUACCGUGGGGGUUGAUCAUCUCUCGUCCGAAUGGACAUCAUGGCAAUCCCCGUCAUCCCCCCUGGUCUACUCUCCACCCCGUUCUAGGUUUCCCUCCUUUUCGCCAUUAUCCUGUCCCUCUUCUCUCUCAGUGCGCUUUGUCGUGCCUCGUGGUUGGCUUGCUCUCCCUCCUUGUUUGCCUGUCCAGCGAGUCCUCCCAUCCCGUGUAUACUGUGCUUAUUCGGGUUAGCAACUUGGAUGGCUCUUCAUGGCGUUGGGAUUUUGGUAUUGGUGUUGCUGGUACCCUCCUUUUUGGACAAUGGGUGGUACAUUGAUUUGCUGGUUGGAGAUUCGAAGUGGCUCGAUUUGUUUCCGGCUCUGGCCCAUCCCACCCAGGCUCUUAUUUCUCUUGCUUCCCCUAGAAUCCUAGAGUUUGUCAGAUUGUAUUCUGUGGAUGUCUCUCCCCCGUUGAUUGCAGUCCUUUCAUUUGAUCAGUGGUCAGACCUGUUGUGGACAGCAGCGAAUGAUAAAGCUGGGUUCCUUGGCCUCACCAAGUACUUGGUCACCAAGGCGAAGGAUAUUGCUGGCGAGGAUGAGCUGGUCUCAAUUUGUAUUGAUGGUGACGUGGCCAUGAAGGAAAAGGUGUUUAUUGACUUGUUUGGUGCGGAGUCCAAUUUUCAUGCGGGUUUGGUCCAGAAGGACCCAGGGAUGGUUGGUGAUGAUGAGGGGUCCGGUGAGGAGGAGGAGGAGGAGGAUGAUUCGCUUGCCUUGACGGAGGAGGAGAAAGCGUAUCAUUCUAAGUUACUGGAGGAAGGAAGAUUGGAUAAAGUGAAGGCGAUCGCAGCCAACCAGAAGACCUGUGCCAACAAGUUCCUAGCGUCUCUCACGGGGGAGGAAAUGGUGAAGUGCAAGGAGAAAGCCCUCACAGAGAACACUACCUUUAUCAGAGGGAAUUACCCGCUUACCCCUGAUGCGAUGAAGCUCCCCGUCAUUGGGGAUUUUGACCGGACUAAGUGUAGUGUAUCUGCGUCGGCACUUGCUGUGAGGGGUUUUCUGGGCCCUAAGGUACAGACUGCUAUUGCGGAGUUGAAGCGCAUAUGGAAUGUUGGUCGCCCUUAUCUGAAGUGCCAAUGUGUGGCGGAGGGAAAGGGGGACAGUGGUAAGAAUAUCUCAUGUUGUGAUGAUGUCUUUUGGUACCUUCUCUCCGACCUUCAUUACCUGUUCCCGGAGGCCCCGACCCUCAGAGCUCGUGCUCGUGCUUUCAGGGUCAGAGCGAGAUCUACGUGGCGGGCAGUUGUUCUGUCCUUGGUGGUGUUCGCACACAUGAGGGAGGUGAUGGUGAAGAUGGCUUUCAGUGUUGCAAUCGAUCCAUCUAGGACUGCCCAGAACAUUAUUGAUGAUCCGGCCAUCAUGCUCCACAAGUUCCCUCGGACCAUGGCUAAGUUCAUCCUUCCUGCUCGUUACGUCCGCACAGCAGAGAAAACGAGGUUGGAAGUCGUCCCUGCAGCAUCGGCCAAGAAGGUAACACCGGUACGCGGCUUCUUCUUGUUCAAUUCCACUGUCUCCAACUCUGUAAGGCGAUCAGACGCGUGGCAGCGUGUCUGUCUGUCGCAGGAGGGAGGAGAACAAGGACAUAAGAGAGAUCAGGAGGGAGAAGACGAGAGAGAGAGUGAGAGAGAGAGAGCACACAGCAUUCAAAGCGCAAUGUCGCCGUUUGCGGACAGUAAGAGAGGCUCGACAUCGGUAGUGCAUGACUUCCUCAGAUUCAUCAACAAUGCUUGGACGCCAUUUCAUGCCACGAGGGAAGUCGAGCGUAUGCUACUCGACGCAGGGUAUCAGCAACUCUCGGAGAGGGAUCACUGGCCGCUAGAGCUUGGUGGAAAGUAUUUCGUGACUAGGAACAUGUCCUCGAUCAUUGCAUUCUCAAUUGGUCACAGGUUCGUUGCCGGAGAAGGCUUCUGGGUGGUUGGAGCGCACACUGAUAGUCCUUGCCCCAAGCUCAAACCUGUAACCAAGGUGACAAAGGCAGGGUGUUUGAUGGUAGGUGUGCAGCCUUAUGGGGGUGGUAUCUGGCACACGUGGUUUGACCGUGAUCUGAGUGUUGCGGGUCGUGUAAUGGUGAAGAAGUCGGCGGACCAGUUGGACAUGGCACACUGCCACGCAGUCCCAAAUGGGAAUGGGAAUGGGCAUGCUGUUGCAAACGGGAACGGCUAUGCGGCCCCGAAUGGAAAUGGGCAUGCGGUUGCAAACGGGAACGGCUAUGCGGCCCCGAAUGGAAAUGGGCACGCGGUUGCAAACGGGAACGGCUAUGCGGCCCCGAAUGGAAAUGGGCAUGCUUUCGCAAAUGGGAACGGCCACGCAGUCCCAAAUGGGAAUGGGCAUGCUUUUGCAAAUGGGAAUGGCCAUGCAGUCCCAAAUGGGAAUGGGAAUGGGCAUGCGGUUACAAAUGGGAACGGUCACGCAGUCCCGAAUGGGAACGGGCAUGUGGUUAGCAAUGGGAACGGACAUUUCGGAAAUGGGAACGGGCACAUAUCUGCGAAUGGUCACAGCCAGAAGACGCCAGUUAUCGCCUCCGAGCUUGUGUUGAUCAGAAGGCCAAUCAUGCGCAUCCCGACGCUCGCCAUCCAUUUGGACAGGUCCGUUAACGACGGGUUUGCGGUGAACUUCCAAAAUCAUAUGGGGGCAUUGCUGGCAACAUCCAUCAAGGCUGAGAUGAACAGAGUGGCGCAGCUGAGACUGGGUGAAGAAGCCUCUUUCAGUGGGAACUACGGAGAGGAGGACUCUUCCCCCGUCAAGAAUACAAUGCAGGCCAAUGGAAAGGUCUCUCGACCGUCAAGAAGUACGACCCCAACAUCAAUGACAAAGGUUGAAGAACAGCCGAGUCAUCACGCUGUUCUGUUACAGGCGUUGGUGGAAUCGACAUCAGCACAAGACGCACUGUACAAUGAGAGGGGCGUGCGGAUGGUAGCUCUGUUUGACAAUGAGGAGGUUGGGUCCAAUUCGGCACAAGGUGCUUGCUCGACACUCAUGAGAGAUGCCAUGACACGGAUUACAGAAUGGGCAGCAAUAAUGCAGGGAUCACAUUAUGGAAUCUCUGGGUUGGUUGAGCAAGCAAGCCAAAACAGCUUCGUUGUGUCAGCAGAUAUGGGCCAUGCUCUUCAUCCCAACUACCAGGAUUUCGUUGUUCGCAGUGACUUACCGUGUGGAUCAACAAUCGGACCUUCUGUGUCGACGCGACUCGGAAUUCGGACUGUUGAUGUCGGUGCGCCGCAGCUGUCGAUGCACAGUGUUCGGGAGAUGUGUGGUGCAGAUGAUAUUGACCAUUCAUUCAGACACUUGAAGGCGUACUUUGAAGAUGUCGGUGAUCUACUGCUGGAAAUCGUUGUUGAUGAAUGAGGGCGAACAGUCCAGUUUCGACUAGAAUCCGACUUCUCACAUCUACAUGCACUUGCACUUGCACAUACUGCAUAUAUCCCUAUCCAUACCCGCCUGAAAUCUGUACAUAUAAUCAUCAAUCACACCACCCCACCAGACGACAGUGAACAGCUCACUUCAGUCGAUACCAUUCCCCGCACUUGGUACCGCAUCACAAUUGGAAUAGGUACCACGCACAGUUGAUACAAGACACCACAGUUGGUGCCACACACAGCAUAGUUACCACAGUUGACAGCACACCACAGUUACCCCAGCUGCCACCGUUACCCGAGUAACCGCAGUUACUUUUGGUUUGACAAUUGGUAUCUGGGAAGGAAACACGAAUAAACGGCAGUGAAUUCCAGACCAUAGUUAGCACAGUUCACACCACAGUUGUCACAGUUAACAGUUAACAACAUAAUUACCACUGUUAUCACAGUUGGCACCACAGUUACCACAGUUGGCACCACAGUUGGCACCACAGUUACCACAGUUCCACUCAGGUUCUCGAAAAUUACCACAGUUAGCACAGUUACCACAGUUCCACUCAGGUUCUCGAAAGUUACCACAGUUAGCACAUUUACCACAGUUACCACAGUUGGCACCACAGUUCCACUCAGGUUCUCGAAAGGAGUUCGACUCAACGCAACUGAGUUGACAAGCUGACACCGCCGCACUUGAGGAGUUUCUUCACAGAAUUGUUUGUAGGGGUCCGAGUUGGGGUCAGGUGUGUGAAGACUACGCCUGACUCUGAGCGGGCGUAGUUUACUGAUCUUUUUCAUUCGGGGUUAAAAUUGAGCGUAGGAACUUGGAAACAUUCUGUCAAAAAUUUACUGAUCCUUUUCAUUCGGGGUUAAAAUUGAGCGUAGGAACUUGGAAACAACAUUCUGUCAGUGUUUUCGUUGUUACUUUCCACUUCAUUGGUGUACAUAUGUUUAUAUGUGAAGACUUUUGCACUUUUGCA